AUGGGCAUCCUCGACGAUCUUAUUCCCAGGCCUACGGCUCCUCCAGCUACGAGAACGCUCAAACAACGAGCAGUAACUAGUAGCCAAACAACAACGGAAGAGAUCACCAUCACAAUCGCCCCAGAUAACACUUGUGGAUACAUCUCAGAACGACUUGGAGCCAGCAGAGCGUGUCCACUCAACGACUGGUGCUACUUCUUCCCACCCGUGCCAGCCCAAUCAUUCACAAACGGCGGUGUUUUAUGCUGCGGAGAGACAUCUUGUCAGUACCACGCAACAUGUAUCAACUCGGAGGAGUACUUUGUGUCGAGUAAAUGCGAUGGUGGUUGCGAGGUUGACAACUACACUCUGAAAUGUACAGACUCAGCAUCUCCUUACUGUAACACUGUAUCAUGGGAGGGAAGCACAUUCGAUUAUUGGUGCAACGACCUCGAUAUCUCUACAGCACAAAGCGCCGCUCUCACCUACAAGGGCCAAACAUCACGAGAUUUCGGCACCAUUAAUGAGCGAGACUACAGCUCUCUACUUUCUCAAAUGACGGAGGCGCAAACUGAACGCAGUGUCAAUGCCGAAGCGACAGGAACAGCAACAUCCCAAUCUGCCGCUAUCGAGACAAACAAAGAUAGUGGCAGCUCAGGAACUCCGGUAGGCGCAAUCGCUGGAGGAACAGUUGGCGGUGCAGCAGCACUCGCUCUCAUAGGCGUGGCAGUGUUCUUCUUCCUCCGCCGAAGAAAGAAGAGCAAAGCUUCAAGUUCAUCGAACUACCAACAAGCACCUGGAGGUGACAAAACGGGAUGGAACCAGCAGCAGCAACAGCAACAGGGUGGCUACUACUACGAUCCAAAUUCACCGUCCACGGGUUAUGAUGGAAGCCCAAGUGGUCAGUAUGGAUAUCAACAAGCUGGAGGCUAUCCUGCUGGGCAUCAACAGCCUGCUAUUCAUGAAGCGGGUGGUGAGGCCGUGGGGAGCAUCCCUCAAGAGCUUCCAGAUAGUGGACCUGGGGAAAAGAAGCCGGCAGAGCUUGCUUGA
Molecule: messenger RNA, 1029 nt
Organism: Fusarium proliferatum ET1
Lineage: Eukaryota; Fungi; Ascomycota; Sordariomycetes; Hypocreales; Nectriaceae
Exons: 2
Coding region: 1-1029 (342 amino acids)
Source: RefSeq, a predicted model, not a curated record